GUUUAUACUAUCAACUUGGAAUCUCGUUAUUUACUAAUCCAAGGAGUUCCUGCGUUAGGUGUUAUGAAGGAAUUAGUCGAACAGUUUGCGUUAUAUGGUGCCAUUGAAGAGUAUCAUGCUCUGGAUGAAUAUCCAGCAGACCAAUUUACUGAAGUUUAUCUUAUAAAAUUCCAGAAACUGCAGUGUGCAAGGGUGGCCAAGAAAAAAAUGGACGAACGAAGUUUCUUCGGUAGUUUGCUGCACGUCUGCUAUGCUCCAGAAUUUGAAACAGUCCAAGAAACUAGAGAGAAGUUGCAGGAUAGAAGGAAGUAUAUCGCAAAAGCAACAAAUCAAAGAGAUUGCUUUGUGUUAAAGAAAGUAGAGGGACCGAAGAAGACGGUCUCUAGGAACUUCCAGCGUGGCUGUCCAUGGAGUACGUCAGGCUCAUGUGCAGUCAGUAACGGGGAUACAUCGUGCUUCACAAGUUCUCCCGGGGUAUCCCACGACAUGGGGUAUCUGUCUGGGAGUCAUAAUCCGAGCCUGUUGAUGUUUCCCCACUACAAUAAUGACUGUGCUAAAACUUCUGGGUACUCUGGUCAAAACCCAUCCCUGACUGUAAGUGUACAUCCGGGAGGACGUACUCCACCACCUUCCUUAAUGCAGCAAAGAACGGUUCCGAUCGAUAAUGGGAUCGAUAGGUUUAUGCCUCGUACAACUCACUUGCAAGAACGUAAGAGGAAGAGAGAAGAAGGCAACAAGUUCUCCCUCGUUGGAACAAGUGUGGACAAUACUGAAGUCAUUAUUGGUCCACAGCUUCCAGAAAUACCUAAAGUGGAUAUGGAUGAUGAGUCAUUGAAUACUUCAGCCACAUUAAUUCGAAAUAAACUGAAAGAGGUAGCAGAUUCUGUUUCAAGAACAUCUGUGGAAAAGCCAGAGAGUAGCCCAGCCAAACCACUUGUAAAGCAGAGAAGAAGAAUAUAG
Molecule: messenger RNA, 960 nt
Organism: Eurypyga helias (sunbittern)
Lineage: Eukaryota; Metazoa; Chordata; Aves; Eurypygiformes; Eurypygidae
Gene: RBM48
Product: RNA binding motif protein 48
Exons: 4
Cellular component (GO): nucleoplasm
Molecular function (GO): nucleic acid binding
Source: RefSeq, a predicted model, not a curated record